Telopea speciosissima is the source of this 1793-nucleotide messenger RNA. Its product is annotated as probable 26S proteasome non-ATPase regulatory subunit 3. Gene Ontology annotation, cellular component: proteasome regulatory particle, lid subcomplex; proteasome complex. Gene Ontology annotation, biological process: ubiquitin-dependent protein catabolic process; regulation of protein catabolic process. The transcript is spliced from 9 exons. NCBI's taxonomy places the organism in Eukaryota, Viridiplantae, Streptophyta, Magnoliopsida, Proteales, Proteaceae. The record is from RefSeq and is a predicted model, not a curated record. Gene Ontology annotation, molecular function: enzyme regulator activity. The coding region runs from base 166 to 1632 and encodes 488 amino acids.
AGUCUUUUCGUUUUGUUGCUUUGCUCUCAGCUUGCAGAGAAAGAAAAUAGGAUACUAAAGUCUUCUGUGCAAGAUUGGGUGGGACUUGGGAACCCUAGUUUAUCAACUGCGGAUCGCGUAGAUCCGUACGAGAUUUAGUUCAAUUUAUUCUCCAGAUAAUCGAGGAUGACGCAAGAUGUGGAGAUGAAGGAGCUUCAGGUUCCUUCGAAUUCUGCUUCUUCUACUGCUCCGUCGACUUUGCAGCUUUUGAAGGAGAUAGGGUCUCUUAUCGAGACAGGCUCUUAUGCCAGGGAGGUCCGGCGGAUCGUGCGGGCCGUUCGCCUCACAAUUGCAUUGAGACGGAAGCUUAAGGCUCCUGUGCUAGCCGCAUUCCUCAAUUUUGCUCUUGUGCCAGGUUCUGAAGCUCACACUCGGUUAUGCUCCUAUCUUCCCAAGGAGGAUGAGCAUGAUAUGGAAGUUGAUACUGCAACAUCUGCAGCUCAAACUCUUGCGAAGCACUCACUGCCUGAGCUUGAAAUUUACUGUUAUUUGCUUGUUCUGAUAUUUCUGAUUGAUCAGAAAAGAUACAAUGAGGCCAAAGCUUGUUCCUCUGCAAGCAUUGCUCGUGUAAGGAACCUGAAUAGGAGAACUGUUGAUGUCCUAGCAUCCAGGCUGUACUUCUAUUACUCGUACAUCUAUGAACUUACCGGUGAUCUUGCUGAAAUUCGGGGCAACCUCCUUGCCUUGCAUCGGAUUGCCACAUUACGCCACGAUGAGCUUGGUCAGGAAACACUACUCAACCUGCUGCUUCGCAACUAUCUGCAUUACAAUUUGUAUGAUCAAGCUGAAAAAUUGAGAUCUAAGGCACCCCGGUUUGAAGCACACUCUAAUCAGCAGUUUUGUCGGUAUCUCUUCUACCUUGGGAAGAUAAGGACUAUCCAGUUGGAGUACACUGAUGCAAAGGAGAGUCUCUUACAAGCCGCUAGAAAAGCCCCGGUUGCAGCCCGUGGCUUCCGAGUUCUAUGCAACAAGUGGGCUGUCAUAGUCCGGUUGUUACUGGGGGAGAUUCCAGAGAGGACUGUGUUUGUGCAGAAAGGCAUGAAGAAGUCUUUGAGACCAUACUUUGAACUUACAAAUGCUGUUCGGAUUGGUGAUUUGGAGCUUUUUAGGACUGUUGCUGAGAAGUUUGCGGGGACCUUUGGUUCGGACCGGACGCACAAUCUGAUUGUGAGGCUACGUCAUAAUGUCAUCAGAACUGGGCUACGCAACAUCAGUAUCUCUUACUCUCGCAUCUCACUGGCAGAUGUGGCCAAAAAAUUGAGGUUGGACUCGCCAAACCCUGUUGCUGAUGCUGAGAGUAUUGUGGCCAAGGCAAUCCGAGAUGGUGCAAUUGACGCCACAGUGGAUCAUGCGAAUGGGUGGAUGGUUUCCAAGGAGACUGGGGAUGUAUACUCCACAAAUGAGCCUCAGUUUGCGUUCAACUCAAGGAUUGCAUUCUGUCUCAAUAUGCACAAUGAGGCAGUGCGGGCUCUGCGGUUCCCACCCAAUUCCCACAAGAAGGAGAAGGAGAGUGCUGAGAAAAGGCGAGAAAGGCAACAACAGGAGCAAGAGCUUGCCAAGCAUAUCGCGGAGGAGGAUGAUGAUGAAUUUUGAUUGUCCUUUGGAUUUUCCUGAUUGAAGGUGCAUUUCCUGUACUUGUUUAACUACUGUGCCAAAAAGUCAUGGGUGAGGUAUUAGGGAUUUCCUCAAUUUCUUGGAUUAAUGAUGAUGAAGUUACUUUUGUUUUCUCCCAAUAUUAUUGAUUUUGUUGUUUC